Artibeus jamaicensis (Jamaican fruit-eating bat) is the source of this 4632-nucleotide messenger RNA. It is a transcript of the gene AP3B2, whose product is annotated as adaptor related protein complex 3 subunit beta 2. Bases 1038 to 4352 code for a protein of 1104 amino acids. Gene Ontology annotation, biological process: intracellular protein transport; vesicle-mediated transport; anterograde synaptic vesicle transport. The transcript is spliced from 28 exons. Lineage: Eukaryota; Metazoa; Chordata; Mammalia; Chiroptera; Phyllostomidae. Gene Ontology annotation, cellular component: AP-3 adaptor complex; membrane coat. The record is from RefSeq and is a predicted model, not a curated record.
CUCCUUGAUGGCUACCAGCCGUACAUGUUCCUGGCUCCAGCGAAAGCACUGCAUCCAAACCGGGGCGGCACCCCGUGGUGCUGCGCCCACCCCCUCGGUCGCUGUGGCCUCUACUGCGCAGCCGCAGCAGUGGAGACCUUUGUGCACUAGGGCGCCACGUGGGUGGAGCCAUGGACGAGGACCCGCCCCCUAAAACGCUACACGCAGCAACUGUGUGCACUGUGUGCUGUACCUGCUUGGCCCGGGGCCCAGCCGGAUCCCCUGCAAACAGAUCCGAGUCCCACUAGCUUGGUGAGCCCCGCCAAGGUACCCACGCAGGCCCUCACCCACCGCUGGGCCUGUUAACAGCUGCGGCUCACCAGUGUGGUGCCGCCAAACUCACGCCCUCACACCCACCCGGCCCACUGGUGUCAAACUCAAGACCCGCUUUACUCUGGCGGAGCCAAAGCCCCUGGAAGCAAACCAGGCCUGCCCACUCACCUUGGUUGCCCUGCUGGAAACCCACCGUGCCCGCUCCAGGGCACAGCCUCCGCUCACGGGUCCCGCCUCGGUUCUCCUUCCACCUGCCCACUCGAGCUCCAGGCGCUGCUCGAGUCCUGGUCAGCCCCGGUGCUGGCCUGGGAGACUUGGGGGUUCCCGCCUGUAGGUCAAGACUCAGCCCCACGCACUCCUCCACUUUCCACGCUCGACCCUCCUGACCCGAUGAGAGACCCCCGCCAUCCAACCUGAUGCCACCCCUUCCCCAGCCCGGGCACUCCUUCCCUUCCGGGCCCAGGUCGUCCUCCCUUGGGGAUUCCUUGGACCUCGGGAUCCGAGCUGCAGCCUUCGGAUGGCCGCGCCCGACCCUGCCCCAGCCUCUCCUUCCCUCCUGGGCUUCAGUGGACGUGGACCUGACCGUGGACCAGGCUGACCUCAGGCCCUCCAGGGUGCUCAGGAGCCUUCAGAAGCGGCCAUGAAACUAUUUUCCAAAGCGGCCUCUGCAGCGCGCAGCACCGCGGACCUCGCCUGCCCACCGCGCUCCCUUCCUCCGCCUCCCCAUGUCGGCGGCCCCCGCCUACAGUGAGGACAAGGGUGGCUCCGCGGGUCCCGGGGAGCCCGAGUAUGGCCACGACCCGGCCAGCGGAGGCAUCUUCUCCUCCGACUACAAGCGGCAUGACGACCUGAAGGAGAUGCUGGACACCAACAAAGAUUCCCUCAAGCUGGAGGCCAUGAAGAGGAUCGUGGCGAUGAUCGCCCGGGGAAAGAACGCCUCGGACCUGUUUCCUGCCGUGGUGAAGAACGUGGCCUGUAAGAACAUAGAGGUGAAGAAGCUGGUCUACGUGUACCUGGUGCGCUACGCCGAAGAGCAGCAAGACCUGGCCCUGCUGUCCAUCUCCACCUUCCAGCGUGGCCUGAAGGACCCCAACCAGCUGAUUCGCGCCAGUGCCCUCCGCGUCCUCUCCAGCAUCCGUGUGCCCAUCAUCGUACCCAUCAUGAUGCUGGCCAUCAAGGAAGCCGCCUCAGACAUGUCGCCCUACGUGCGGAAAACAGCUGCGCACGCCAUCCCUAAGCUCUACAGUUUGGAUCCUGACCAGAAGGACCAGCUCAUAGAGGUCAUUGAGAAGCUUCUGGCCGACAAGACCACGCUGGUGGCGGGCAGCGUGGUGAUGGCCUUCGAGGAGGUGUGCCCAGAGCGCAUCGACCUGAUCCACAAGAACUACCGGAAACUCUGUAACCUACUCAUCGACGUGGAGGAGUGGGGCCAGGUGGUCAUCAUCAGCAUGCUCACCCGCUACGCCCGCACCCAGUUCCUGAGCCCCACCCAGAACGAAUCCCUGCUGGAGGAGAACCCCGAGAAAGCCUUCUACGGCUCCGAGGAGGACGAGGCCAAGGGCCCGGGGUCGGAGGAGGCUACCACCUCGGCGCUGCCAGCCAGGAAGCCCUACGUCAUGGACCCUGACCACCGGCUGCUGCUGCGCAACACGAAGCCGCUGCUGCAGAGCCGCAGCGCCGCGGUGGUCAUGGCGGUGGCGCAGCUCUACUUCCAUCUGGCGCCCAAGGCCGAGGUGGGCGUCAUCGCCAAGGCUCUGGUGCGCCUGCUGCGCAGCCACAGUGAGGUGCAGUACGUGGUGCUCCAGAACGUGGCCACCAUGUCCAUCAAGCGCCGGGGCAUGUUCGAGCCCUACCUGAAGAGCUUCUACAUCAGGUCCACGGACCCCACCCAGAUCAAGGUCCUGAAGCUGGAGGUGCUGACCAACCUGGCCAAUGAGACGAACAUCCCUACGGUCCUGCGGGAAUUCCAGACCUACAUUCGCAGCAUGGACAAGGACUUUGUGGCAGCCACCAUCCAGGCCAUCGGACGCUGCGCGACCAACAUCGGCCGGGUCCGAGACACCUGCCUCAACGGCCUGGUGCAGCUGCUGUCCAACCGCGAUGAGCUGGUGGUGGCGGAGUCGGUGGUCGUCAUCAAGAAGCUGCUACAGAUGCAGCCAGCUCAGCACGGAGAGAUCAUCAAACACCUGGCAAAGCUCACGGAUAACAUACAGGUGCCCAUGGCCCGCGCCAGCAUCCUGUGGCUCAUUGGGGAGUACUGUGAGCACGUCCCCAAGAUCGCGCCCGACGUCCUCAGAAAGAUGGCCAAGUCCUUCACAGCAGAGGAGGACAUUGUCAAGCUGCAGGUCAUCAACCUGGCAGCCAAGCUCUACCUGACCAACUCCAAGCAGACCAAGCUGCUGACCCAGUACGUGCUGAGUCUGGCCAAGUACGAUCAGAACUACGACAUCCGCGACCGAGCACGCUUCACCCGGCAGCUCAUAGUCCCUUCUGAGCAGGGCGGGGCCCUCAGCCGCCACGCCAAGAAGCUCUUCCUGGCACCCAAACCGGCCCCCGUCCUGGAGUCGUCCUUCAAAGACCGGGACCACUUCCAGCUGGGCUCACUGUCCCACCUGCUCAAUGCCAAGGCCACGGGCUACCAGGAGCUCCCGGACUGGCCAGAGGAAGCCCCGGACCCAUCCGUGCGCAACGUGGAGGAAGAAGAUCUCUCCCUUAUUGAGACCCACGUGGGCCUGUUGGGCGAAUACACCGAGGUACCCGAGUGGACCAAGUGCUCCAACCGGGAGAAGAGGAAGGAGAAGGAGAAGCCCUUCUACUCAGACUCUGAGGGGGAGUCAGGCCCCACGGAGUCCGCAGACAGUGACCCCGAGUCCGAGAGCGAGUUGGACAGCAAGAGCAGCAGUGAGAGCGGCUCUGGGGAGUCCAGCAGCGAGUCCGAGGAGGAAGACCGGGAGGAGGAGGAGGAGAAGGGGAGGAGCAGUGAGAGUGAGCAGAGCGAGGAGGAAGGGGAGAAGAGCAAGUCGAAGACGAGGAAGAAGGUGACGAAGGGACAGGGGGAGGGCUCGUCCUCCGAGGAGGGCAGCGACUCCAGCAGCAGCUCCUCCGAGUCGGAGGGGUCGUCAGAGACCGAGGAGGAGCAGGCAGAACCUGCGUCCUGGCGGAAGAAGAAGCCCCCCAGCAGCAAAAGCGCCCCUGCAGCCCAGGAGGUCUCCCUGCUGGACCUAGAGGACUUCGCCCCGCCGAGCAUCCAGCCUGUGUCCCCACCCGCGGCCGUGUCCACCAGCCUGGCUGCAGACCUGGAGGGCCUGACCCUCACGGACUCCCCGCUGGUGCCCUCGCUGCUGAGCCCCAUGUCGGGGGUCGGGAGGCAGGAGCUGCUGCACCGCGUGGCAGGCGAGGGCCUGGCCGUGGACUACACCUUCAGCCGCCAGCCUUUCCCUGGGGACCCGCACAUGGUGUCCCUGCACAUCCACUUCUCCAACAGCUCCGAGACGCCCAUCAAGGGCCUGCAUGUGGGCACCCCCAAACUGCCUGCUGGCAUCAGCGUCCAGGGAUUUCCUGAAAUCGAGUCCUUGGCGCCCGGAGAGUCUGCCACUGCUGUCAUGGGCAUUAAUUUCUGCGACUCGACCCAGGCGGCCAACUUCCAGCUGUGCACCCAAACCCGACAGUUCUACGUCUCCAUCCAGCCACCGGUUGGGGAGCUGAUGGCCCCCGUGUUCAUGAGUGAGAAUGAGUUCAAGAAGGAGCAGGGAAAGCUGACAGGCAUGAAUGAGAUCACAGAGAAGCUCACGCUGCCAGACACCUGCCGGAGUGACCACAUUGUGGUGCAGAAAGUGACUGCCACUGCCAACCUGGGUCGUGUCCCUUGUGGGACGUCUGACGAGUACAGGUUUGCGGGGAGGACACUGACCAGCGGGAGCCUGGUCCUGCUGACCCUGGUGGCACGGCCCCCUGGACCUGCCCAGCUGACAGUCAACAGCGAGAAGAUGGUGAUCGGCACCAUGCUGGUGAAGGACGUGGUGCAGGCUCUCACCCAGUGACUCGGGUGCUCUGGCUUCUUUGACCCCCGCUGGCUUUCCCAUGUGACCAUGACGCCUGGGCUGUCAGCACCCGCCCCACUCGCCCCCACUCUCCCCCCCUCUGGUGUGAGACACUGCGUGCCAGAGGGUGUUCAGGGCCCCUCUCCCCCUCUGGUCAUUAACAGGUUCCCUCCCGGGCCUCCCCAUGGGCUCCUUAGUGACCCCACGUGCAGAGGGACAUGGCGGCUGCUCCCCAGCCCCCACCGCUUUCUGUAGCUGUUUCUGCAGCACCUUCUCAAUA